UUUUCUUUUAACUUUUUCAUGUGGAAUUGUCUACCAACCUGAUUCCCCCAACACCAACACAACACUCCCUCCAGAUUCCAACAACGAUCUAAACAAUUCCUCUAUUAUUCUUUUCCACCGCGGAAACGUUUUUGGAAUUCUUCGGCAAGGCAAAAACCGAAUAAAUGAUUUUCGACUUCCCUUUACUGCUCCCCAACUAUCCCCUGCUCAGAUUAAUGGAGGAGGGACUGUUGGAGGGAAGAAAGGGGUUACUCCAAUUAAAAAUAAAAUGAUGGCUUCGUUUCAAUUGUCAAAUUAUACGUUUGCCAGUCUUUUCUUUUGGAUGGACCAAUACAGGAAAUUUGACUACGAGAUAAGCCAGUCAACAAUUAAAGACCCUGAAGUUGCUGGUUAUUUAAGGACGGAAUGUGGAGCUAAGGAAAUAUGUGCGGGAACACUAUUUCCAGCCCUCUCCCAAAAUUUCCCAAAUGGCGUUGUUGCAAUUAAAACCAGAACUAUUAAUUUUCCUUCUGUUUUGUUUGAACGUGGAAAGGCUGUUGUACUCGUCGAAAGCAAAAUUGAUGCUUUUGUAAAUCACUCUUCCCAACAACAAAACCGACGGUUUCUAAGUGCAAAUAUGUAUGCCAAACUUAAUCUUCAAAACUCAACAUUUUUGGACUAUUUAUUUCGUGCCGAACUAGCAAUUGACACAUUUGAAAUUUCUAAUGUUGUUAGCAUGGUUGAUGGUAUCGAUGCUGGUUCAAUCGAAUUCCUUGUUAAUGCACUCAACGAGCUGAUUAUCGCAGAGGAUAUGAAACGCAAACUUCAAGACGGAAUUAAAAUGCCCGUACUUCUCGACUUUGAACAGAUUGGACCAGGCUUAAUACGCUUUGAGGAUGGAGUGUUAUUGUUAGGAGCAGAUUUUUGUUUUGAGGAGAAUUGUAUAAAACAAGAAAAAAGUUUGUUAAUGUUAGCAGAAAGCCAACAAAGUUUAGACAUGGACGCAAAUUAUUAUGAUAUUAGUACUUGA
Molecule: messenger RNA, 1009 nt
Organism: Meloidogyne enterolobii
Lineage: Eukaryota; Metazoa; Nematoda; Chromadorea; Rhabditida; Meloidogynidae
Source: the annotation of a GenBank genome assembly